Colletotrichum acutatum is the source of this 1970-nucleotide messenger RNA. RefSeq names its product unsaturated glucuronyl hydrolase. NCBI's taxonomy places the organism in Eukaryota, Fungi, Ascomycota, Sordariomycetes, Glomerellales, Glomerellaceae. The transcript has 2 exons. Gene Ontology annotation, molecular function: chondroitin hydrolase activity. The coding region runs from base 1 to 1581 and encodes 526 amino acids. The record is from RefSeq and is a predicted model, not a curated record. Gene Ontology annotation, biological process: polysaccharide catabolic process.
AUGUCUUCCGAACCGCCUCUUUCGAUAUCAACUCUGCCACCAGAAGAGCUGUUUGUAGACAGAAUCAGUGAAACCUCAUGGUCUGACGCCGCGAUAGAAGCCAACGAAUGGCCAACCUUCCAGCCAUCAAUGCCGCUCUCUACCCAUCUUACCGAACUUUUCGAAGAGAAUGUCACGGCCAAAGUCUGUCGCACCGCGACAACGUCGCUUCAAGAGCAGAUAUCCCCAAUUUCUGGCGAGAUCCGGAAGACUCCGAUCGCCUUUCCAGAGAUUAUACCCCAGGACGGCCCCAAUGCGGGCCAGUACGAGUUCCGAGAUCCAGACUUCUGGACCUGCGGGUUCUUCCCAGGAACGUUGUAUGCCCUAUUGGAGCGAACUGUUAAGCACCCGCAAAUGAUGCGACUCACUGAUGUAGGGUCUGGCCUCAGUGUCGCCAGCCUCCGCCAGCAUCUGCGGGGACUGUGCAAGAUCUGGGCUGAUCCCUUGCACGACAUGGCCGGCCGGACAGACACGCACGACAUUGGCUUCAUCAUUAUGCCAGCGCUGCAGAGGGACUGGGAGCUGAAUGGUAACGAGAAAAGUCUCGCUUCCAUCGUCAGGGCCGCGCAUUCUCUUGCGACUCGCUAUGUUCCCGCCGCUGGCGCUAUCCGCAGUUGGGACUGCCUCUUGAAGAAAGACAUCACUGUGACGGACAUGACGACGAAUCUCCUCGCUAUAGUUGACAGCCUAUGUAAUUUGGACCUGCUAUUCUACGCCGCAGCACAUACCGGCGACAGUACCCACGCCGAUAUCGCCACCACGCACGCCCGUACACUGUUACACACGCACCUCCGGCCAGAAUCUGAUGGAUACAGAGGUCAGCUUUAUUCGACGUGCCACGUUGCCAACAUCGAUCCGGCCACCGGUGAUCUCAAGUGGCGUUGGACGGCCCAGGGAUACGCGAACGAUUCCACGUGGGCUCGUGGCCAGGCGUGGGCUAUCCUGGGGUAUGCUCAGACCUACCAGUGGACUCGAGACAGAGCUUUCCUUGAGGCUGCCUUGGGUGCUGCGGAGUACUUUCUGUACCGGCUCGACACGGCGCCUUCGUGUGUUGAUAUGCCGGUGGUCGAUGGGGACACAACAUAUUGUUGCUCUCGAGAUGGGCUGCGAAAGAAGACCAAAGGCCGAAGGGUUCCUCUUUGGGACUUUGAUGCCCCGAUACAGAAUGCGGCGGAGCCUCUGCGAGAUUCAUCGGCCGGUUUGAUUGCUGCUAACGGCAUGUUGGUGCUGACACAAGCACUCAGAGGCAUCGAAGAAAAUAUUUUGGCGCGGCGGUUCUUCGACGCGGCGGUUGAGAUCGUCCGAGACACCCUCGACUACUCACUUGCGGAUGAAAAGGCUCAGUUCACCAGAGCUAGCAGCGAGGCGGGGUUGGAAGUCGAAGACUCCAUCGCUGAUCGAUGUUUCGACGGCAUCAUCAAGCACGGAACGGCCAAUAACAACGAGAAUGCCAGACGAAGAUACUGGAAUCACGGUCUCGUUUACGGGGAUUACUAUCUUGUUGAGUUUGGGAACAGGCUUUUGAAUAUGGGAUUGGUGUAGAGUAUUAGUGCUGUUUUCCGAUUAUAGACCUGGCUUACUUUAAAUCAAUAGAGACGCUUGCUUUUUACCAUCCUCCACCAUCGUAUUCAGUUUCAAAAAUGCCGUCAUCGUAGCUGAUGAUCCUAUCCAUGUCCAUGAAUUGUUGGUCGAGGAGCAUCUGCGAAAUGUUGCUCAAAUCGCCACUACCGACGCUGCUUCUGUGGUACAUGGAGGGCUGGGCCAUUGGCUCAGCGCCAUUGAUGCCUAGACUUGGGAUUACGAGCAUUUCAUUCUGCGUUGGAUUGGUGAAUGAUGCCGGAUUGUUGGAUGGGAGUGGUUGAGCCACGACGAUGGUGUCGAGACUACCUGCAGGGGGCUCGACCUGUGUAUCUGCGAACCGUCUAUUUCGU